UUGCACUCGUAUUUAAUUUGACCUUACGACCGUGAUAUCAGGUUCAUAUUUACGAAGUGGUUAGCUAAGAUACUUCGUCUGAGUCCCUAGAAUAUUCUUUCAUUCAUAAAACAUGUCUAAUAUCGUAAUAGUUAACACAAAUCCUUACGAGGGACAAAAGCCGGGAACUAGUGGUUUACGUAAAAAAGUUAAAGUAUUCCUUCAAGAAAAUUACACUGAAAACUUUAUACAGAGUAUUUUGGAUGCUAAUAAGAAUGCGAUAGUUGGUUCUACGCUGGUUGUCGGUGGUGAUGGCAGAUACUUAGUAAAAGAAGUCGUUGAUAAAAUCAUAAAGAUAUCAGCUGGUAAUGGGGUAGCAAGACUGCUCGUCGGUCAAAGUGGAAUCCUUUCCACACCAGCUGUAUCUCAUAUCAUCAGGAAAUAUAAAACCUUGGGUGGCAUUGUACUUACCGCUUCGCACAAUCCUGGCGGCAUCAACAACGACUUCGGCAUCAAGUUCAAUUGCAACAAUGGUGGCCCAGCGCCUGAUGGUACCACCAACGAGAUAUACAAGCUAACAACGGCGAUCAAACAGUAUAAAAUAGUUCCAGACAUUAAGUGUGAUAUUGAGACCAUUGGAGUGCAAAGAUUUAAGGUGGCGGACAAUGAAUUCGUCGUGGAAAUAAUAGAUCCAGUAAAGGACUAUGUAGACUAUAUGAAGGAGAUCUUCGACUUUCCGAAGAUCAAGUCUCUCUUGCAGGGCUCCGAGCAAAGGAAACCGUUCAAAAUUCUCAUCGACUCGAUGAGUGGAGUGACGGGCCCGUACGUGCGGCGCAUCUUCGUGCAGGAGUUGUGCGCGGGGGAGGGCAGCGUGCGGCGCGCGGAGCCGCUGCCGGACUUCGGCGGCGCGCACCCCGACCCCAACCUCACGUACGCCGCCGACCUCGUGGCCGCCGUGCAGCACGGGGACUACGACUUCGGGGCCGCCUUCGACGGCGACGGCGACCGCAACAUGAUCAUCGGGCGCGGCGCGUUCUUCGUGACGCCGUCCGACUCGCUGGCCGUGCUGGGCAGCCAGCUGCAGCACAUCCCGUACUUCCAGCGCUCCGGCGUGCGGGGCUUCGCGCGCAGCAUGCCCACGGCCGCCGCCGUGGACCGCGUGGCGCGCGACCUCGGCCACGAGAUGUUCCAGGUGCCCACGGGCUGGAAGUACUUCGGCAACCUGAUGGACGCGGGGCGGCUGUCGCUGUGCGGGGAGGAGAGCUUCGGCACGGGCUCCGACCACGUGCGGGAGAAGGACGGCGUGUGGGCCGCGCUGGCCUGGCUGUCCGUGCUGGCCGCCAGCGGACUGGCCGUGGACCAGUUGCUGCGCAACCAUUGGCAGAAGUACGGCCGGAACUACUUCACCAGAUACGACUACGAGGAGUGCCCCAGUGACCCCUGCAACGAGAUGAUGCAAGAGCUGGAGAAAAAAAUAACUGAGGCUGGAUUCAUUGGCUCGAAGCACACGUCAGGAGACAAGACAUACGUCGUGGCUGAAGCGGACAACUUCUCCUACAUGGACCCCGUGGACCGCAGCGUGGCCAUGAAGCAGGGACUACGUAUCGUAUUUGAAGAUGGUUCCAGAAUAGUGUACCGUCUCAGUGGAACAGGCAGCUCCGGAGCCACUGUGAGAUUAUACAUAGACUCAUACGAAGGUAAGGACGUACUGGGCGACGCUCAGCUCAUGCUGCGCCCGCUCAUCCAGCUCGCCCUGGAGCUGGCGCAGCUGCCGCGGUACACCGGCCGGGACGCGCCCACCGUCAUCACAUAGACACACCUCACGAGUGUGCUCCGAAUCGAUCGCCCAAAGUGUAAAUAAGAACCAAAUAAGAUUUUAUAAUCUGUUUGAAAAACGAUGUAAUAUUUUUUACAUUAAAGUAAUACGGUACGUAAAACAAUCAUCACCCUCAGGUCACACAGGUCACGUGCUACGUAAAUAACCGGUUUAAACUAAAUUAAUCUGGAAUCAAUGAUAAGGUUAUUAAAGUGUUGU
Molecule: messenger RNA, 2014 nt
Organism: Vanessa atalanta (red admiral)
Lineage: Eukaryota; Metazoa; Arthropoda; Insecta; Lepidoptera; Nymphalidae
Gene: Pgm1
Product: phosphoglucomutase
Exons: 10
Coding region: 113-1792 (559 amino acids)
Biological process (GO): carbohydrate metabolic process
Cellular component (GO): cytosol
Molecular function (GO): magnesium ion binding; phosphoglucomutase activity
Source: RefSeq, a predicted model, not a curated record